Messenger RNA from Macrobrachium nipponense, 1837 nucleotides. Its product is annotated as 1-aminocyclopropane-1-carboxylate synthase-like protein 1. The transcript is spliced from 10 exons. Bases 248 to 1579 code for a protein of 443 amino acids. Gene Ontology annotation, biological process: amino acid metabolic process; biosynthetic process. Gene Ontology annotation, molecular function: transaminase activity; pyridoxal phosphate binding. Lineage: Eukaryota; Metazoa; Arthropoda; Malacostraca; Decapoda; Palaemonidae. The record is from RefSeq and is a predicted model, not a curated record.
GUGUUGUACCGUAACUGCAGUAGUGGCCGGGUUCAGUCAGAGUACAGGUGUUCGUGUGUGUUCUGUGCAGCAAUCUGCUGCUGAAAAAUUAACGCUUGUUGGUCGAAUUACAUUUGUGGCGUGUUUUUUUGUGCGUGCGUUAUCAGUCCACGUGACUUCCAGACCUGUGUCUGUCGAUUAGGAAUCGAGCGUUUGUCGUCACCUUGCGAACAGCCCAUCUCCCCUAAGAACCUCCCAUCUGACAAAGAUGGCCUCCGGCGACGCCAAAGCGCAGGCGACGCUGACGGGGGAGGGGGAGGAGGAAGAGACCACGAUCUCCCGAAGGGCACGCCAUACCAUCGAGAAGAAUGACUUCCUUAGUACCUACGCUUCGGUGGCCCUGGGAAACCCUUUCCAUCCAGAGGAUAACCCGGAAGGUAUCAUCAACAUGGGCACAGCCCUGAACCACCUGAUGGACGAGGAGAUGCAGGCUCGCCUUCAGGAGAGAGACGGCCUCCGUUACGACAGGCAGUUCCAGCACUACUACGACCUGUCGGGAACGAAGCACGUCCGUAGGUCCGUGGCUGACUUCCUGAAGAGGCGCUUUUGUCCCGAGAGGAAUGUCGACCCGGACAAUGUCGUGGUUUUAAAUGGCGUGGCCUCCUGUCUGGAUGCCUUGGGCCACGCCAUCUGCGACCCUGGCGACGUCCUCAUAACUCCGACACCUGUGUACGGUCGCAUCUUCAGCAACUUCCGCGAGAGGGCGCUGGUCGAUGUGCGUGGACUGGACACCACGGAGCAAACAGACGCCGAAGGGAAAUCCUUCUCCCUCCGUCCGGACGCCCUUGAAAGCAAGAUCCGGGAGCUCCUCGGCGAAGGGAAGAGGGUGAAGGGCGUCAUUCUGGUGCAUCCUCACAACCCGAUGGGCGACUUCUAUUCCAAGACCCUCCUGCUGGAGAUUCUGCAAGUGUGUAAGAGGUACAAACUACAUGUCGUAGUGGACGAGAUCUACGCCCUGUCCAUCUUCCAAGACCCCGAGACGUUCGUCAGCACCUUGGCCCUGGGCUCUGCGACGCCAGAUCCUGAGAGAAUUCAUUUCGUCUGGGGUUUGACGAAGGACCUUGUUCUCGCUGGCUUUCGUGUGGGCGUAGUCCACAGCUUGAAUAAAGACGUCAUCACUUGCUUGAAACGAAUUUCAACGUUCCAGUGCACGCCUUCGAUAAUUCAAAACGCUGCUGCCACCAUAAUGAACGACAAAGAGUGGUUCGACGGCUUCUUCUUGCCAACGAAUCGCAGGAAGUUAGGGGACGCCUACCGGAGGACCCGCCAACGACUCGAGGAAAUGGGUCUCGAAGUGCGAGAAGGGAAAGCUGGAUUUUUCCUCUGGGCCAGCGCGAAAUCGUUCAUGAAGGAGAACACUAAGGAGGCUGAAUUAGAAUUAUUCGAUGCUAUUUUCAAGAAAGGGGUGUACGUAGUUCCUGGUAGCCAGCUCCACUGCGUCAGUCCCGGAUGGUUUAGGCUUAUAUUUACCAUCCCUCCAGAAAAACUGGAAGUGGGCUUAGCGAAAAUCAAAUCGGCGUUGGAUGAGCGGCGUAAAUGAGAAACACCACAACAAUCUCAAGACGGUGAGAGGCGCCACCACACAGAGCGAUGAUUUGCAGCUUCGAAGGCGAUAUCGACGCCCUCAGUCAUUAGGAUCUUAUUACGGGAUUCGGUCGUCUUUUACACGAAGCUGAACGGAGAACCAAAGUGGUUACGCGAACAUAAUUUUAAUGGGUUUGCACGGGCUGCGGUCAGUCUCCUUUCACUCCGUGUGGCAAAGUGGUCUUAUUUCCGAGAACGGCGUAAUAUAUAUAUA